Molecule: messenger RNA, 2623 nt
Organism: Pseudoliparis swirei
Lineage: Eukaryota; Metazoa; Chordata; Actinopteri; Perciformes; Liparidae
Gene: angptl1a
Product: angiopoietin-like 1a
Exons: 6
Coding region: 388-1851 (487 amino acids)
Biological process (GO): cell surface receptor protein tyrosine kinase signaling pathway
Source: RefSeq, a predicted model, not a curated record
GUGUCGAAGUGGCCGGCUCUUGAACCGUGCCCCAGCCCGGGCCCCAGGACAGCUGAGUCCACACAGGAGGACAUCUUUUGGGAAGAAGGGCCUCGGUUUUAAAAAAACAAAAUCACCCGUGAUUUCUUCUUCUUUUAGCUUUUUUUUUUUUUACCCCCCCCCAAACAGCAGGAGAGAAGUGGAGCUUGGAAGAGACGGAGCGAUGAGUCCUGAGCACUGCAGCUCGGGGAAGACACGACACAACACACACCUGAAACUAUAACUGAAGGAAACACACACGACUACUGGGAGCGCACACACACACACACAAAGGAGGAGGAAAAAAAAGGGAGGCCCGGGGGGACUUGGAGGAGCACCAGCCGCUGUCCGUCCGUCCAGCCAGCAGCGAUGCCGGGCCUGAUGUGGAGCCUGUGCGCCCUGCUGUGCCUCUCCCUCUGGGAGGAAAGUCACUGCAGGAGCUCCAGGGAAGCCCGGAGGACCAAAGGGCCUCCGCUCGUCAGGAGCAAAAGAGCCCCCAUCGACCCCGAUGGCAAGAAGUGCUCCUACACCUUCCUCGUACCCGAGCAGAGAAUCACAGGUCCAAUCUGUGCCAGCACCACGGGCCCGGAGCCGGACAAGGACAGAGUGACCCGCGUGGACAUCGCAGAUGUGCGGGAGGUGCUCGGCAAACAGCGGCGCGAGAUCGAGACGCUGCAGCUGGUGGUGGACGUGGACGGCAACCUGGUGACCGAGAUGAAGCUGCUGCGGAAGGAGAGCCGGAACAUGAACUCCAGGGUGACCCAGCUCUACAUGCAGCUGCUGCAUGAGAUCAUCAGGAAGAGAGACAACUCCCUGGAGCUGGCCCAGCUGGAGAACCGCGUCCUCAACGUGACCUCCGACAUGAUGCGGCUGGCGUCGCGGUACAAGGAGAUGGAGGCCAGGUUCUCCGUCAUGGCCGGCGUGGUCAACAACCAGUCCGUCCUCAUCUCCGCGCUGGAGGAGCAGUGUCUGAGGGCGACGGGGCGCGGCGAGCUGCCCGUGGUGCCCCCGCUGGUGCAGGUGGUACCGGAGAAUCUACCGGUUAACAGCGGGUUCACCAACGAGAUACAAAGGGACAAUAACAACCGGGCCUUUGCCAGAGGAUCCCGCAUGGAGCCCCCGACCGAGAGCCCAUUUGGGAUCAACCCUCCGCCGCCACAGGGAACGCUGACCUCUGAUGGUCCCUUCAAAGACUGCUACCAGGUGCGACAGUCCGGACACAGCGUCAGCGGGAUGUACCUGCUGAAGACCAACGGCAGCGAGCGGCUGAUCCAAGCCUGGUGCGAACACGGACUGGACAACGGGGGAUGGACCGUGUUGCAGAGGAGGAGAGACGGCUCGGUGAACUUCUUUCGGAACUGGGACAACUACAAGAAAGGCUUCGGGAACAUCGACGGUGAGCACUGGCUCGGCCUGGACAACAUCUACAACCUGGGGAAACAGGGCGACUACAAGCUGAUGAUCGAGCUGGAGGACUGGGUGGGGAAGAAGGUGUACGCCGAGUACAGCAGCUUCCACCUGGAGGCGGAGAGCGAGGGCUACCGGCUGAGGCUCGGCACCUACCAGGGGAACGCCGGGGACUCGCUCAGCAGCCACAACGGCAAACAGUUCACCACGCUGGACCGGGACAAGGACGCGUUCUCCGGUAACUGCGCCCACUUCCACAAGGGCGGCUGGUGGUACAACGCGUGCGGCCAGACCAACCUGAACGGCGUGUGGUACAGCGGGGGAGUCUACCGCAGCAAGUUCCAGGACGGGAUCUUCUGGGCCGAGUACGGGGGCGGGUUCUACUCCCUCAAGUCUUCGCGCCUCAUGAUCCGACCGAUCGACUGAGACGGCCGGCUCCCCGUCAGACGCACCUCGGUGUCCCUCCUCAUCUUCAUCGACCCACAAAACCAAAAGACUGUAGAAAGGCAGAAUCCAGGAAUCUGCCCCCCCCCCGCCCCCCUCCCCCCACACGAGGAGGUGGCAGGAGUUCGUGGCCAGACUAUAACGACCCCGGCGGUCCGCGGGGUCGACGGCGAGAUGAAGACCGAUGGCGCCGCCCUCCUGGUCUUGGGACCAUCCAGUGUUGCUCUCACGUGUCCCAUUUUACUCACUCUUGUAUGUUAUAAAAAAGAAAAGGGAAAUGGUCAGUUACUUAAAAAAGACAAGAUUUCUUCCGAGCAGCUAACGGGAACUUUUUUUUGAAGAUGUGCUGGAUGUUUAACCACAGCAUGAAGCGUGUAACGCCGUGUUGCCGAGCGGUUCGAGGACAAACCGACCGUCUAGCGGCUUCUGGGUUUGGUCUGGGACUUGGGGUGGGGGCAUUCCUUUGACCCCAGCAUUGAACCUUACCGGUGUGCAUAUCGCGAGCUGGCUUUGGUAUGUAAAUAUCUUUUUGGCUUUGUUUGUAAAAGGUAAUUUAAGAGGUGAAUGUUCACAAUGUUGUAACUCUGCCAUUCUUUGUUAUUUAUCAGUGUAUUUAUAGUAAAUAGUCAUUUUAUAUUCAGCCCUGUAACAAAACAAUGCCCAAUGUGUUUCCCCCCCUGCCAUGUAAGAGAUACAGUUAUCUCACUCACACACACUGCCCGUUUUCAUAAAAUAAAAUUCUUUUGUAAACAGA